Drosophila busckii is the source of this 2846-nucleotide messenger RNA. RefSeq names its product pre-mRNA 3' end processing protein WDR33 (gene Wdr33). Gene Ontology annotation, cellular component: mRNA cleavage and polyadenylation specificity factor complex. The record is from RefSeq and is a predicted model, not a curated record. The transcript has 9 exons. Lineage: Eukaryota; Metazoa; Arthropoda; Insecta; Diptera; Drosophilidae. The coding region runs from base 204 to 2627 and encodes 807 amino acids. Gene Ontology annotation, molecular function: protein binding.
ACCUUGCAAAAGUCUAACGCGAAAAUCCACGCUACAUUGUUUUGCUAAAAAUAAUAGUGUAUUUAUAAUAAAAUAAUAAUUGUAAAUAUGCAUACAAGUUGUUAAAUAAGAUGGUUUAGUAUUAGACAUCAAGAGGCGAGAUUGGAAAUAAAAAAGCCAGCAAAGGUAACUAAAGCUACGUUCAAGCAACAUAAAUCAGGGCAAUGGACUUGUCGCAGCCACCGCCACAGUUGCUGACGGCGCCGUCAGCGCUAGCGACAAACUUCACAUCGAUGCCUCCACCCAAUAUGGGCGGCCAACACUACAGGCACUACUCGCAUCAUGGAGCAAACAAGCAGGGGUACAACCACUUCAAACCCUUUAUGCCCGGUGGUUUUCAACGACCAUUUGGAAUGUCCCAGGAUGACUUUGAUGGUAAACGUCUGCGCAAGAGUGUUAUGCGAAAGACUGUGGACUAUAAUGCGUCCAUUAUAAAGGCAUUGGAGACACGCCUCUGGCAGCGCGAUCACCGAGACCGUUUGGCUCUGCAACCGGAUAGCAUAUAUGUGCCACAAAUGCUGCCGCCUUCGAGUUACCUUGAUAAUCCAGCAAAUGCUAUAACAACGCGUUUUGUCAAAACAGCCACAAAUAAAAUGCGCUGUCCAAUCUUUACGCUCGCCUGGACGCCCGAAGGCAGACGAUUGGUUACCGGUGCCAGUUCCGGCGAAUUUACACUCUGGAAUGGACUGACGUUUAACUUCGAAACCAUUCUACAGGCACACGAUAUAUCAGUACGGACGAUGGUGUGGUCACAUAACGACAGCUGGAUGGUGACUGGUGACCAUGGCGGAUAUGUUAAGUACUGGCAAUCGAACAUGAACAACGUGAAGAUGUAUCAGGCGCACAAGGAGGCGAUUAGGGGAAUAAGUUUCAGUCCGACGGACAGCAAAUUUGUCAGCGGCAGUGAUGACGGCACGUUACGCAUUUGGGACUUUAUGCGCUGUCAGGAGGAACGAGUGCUACGUGGACACGGCGCGGACGUUAAAUGCGUGCACUGGCAUCCACAGAAAGCCAUGAUCGUGAGUGGCAGCAAGGAUAAUCAGCAACCCAUUAAAAUUUGGGAUCCAAAGAGUGGCAUUGCGUUAGCCACACUUCAUGCUCACAAGUCCACUGUAAUGGAUCUCAAGUGGAACGACAAUGGCAAUUGGCUAGUAACGGCUUCACGUGAUCAUUUACUCAAGCUCUUUGACAUACGUAAUCUGCGCGAGGAGGUGCAAGUGUUCCGUGGUCACAAAAAAGAAGCCAGCUCCGUAUCGUGGCAUCCCAUACACGAGGGUCUAUUCUGCUCUGGUGGCUCCGAUGGUUCAAUUCUUUUCUGGAACGUAGGUACGGAUAAGGAAAUUGGCUGCGUGGAGACGGCACAUGAUAGCAUAGUAUGGACACUUGCCUGGCAUCCACUGGGCCAUAUUUUGUGCUCUGGAUCCAACGAUCACACUAUCAAGUUCUGGACGCGUAACCGACCAGGAGAUCUUAUGCGAGACAAAUACAAUCUUAAUACACUUCCUGCUAGUUUGGCCGCCUUAGAUGAGUGUGAAUACGAUGACGCCAUCAUACCUGGCAUGGGUCCGGAAGACAAAGUUGAGUUCACGGAGAGUCUUACGGCCGACAAGGGCUUUAUUCCGGGCUUGGAUUUGGAUGCGGGCAGCAAAGCAGCGCUCGACCGAGACCGCGAGAAGAAGGUGCCUUAUAGCAAACCUAUACCUCGAAACUUUCAAGUACAAUGGGCGGGACCACGUCGCGCCGAUGAUCCCAGCGUGCUUAGCAUACACGAUGAGCUUGCAGCGCGUGAGUCUAAGGAUUCCAGCAAUGGACUUUCGCAUCAGCAGAUCAGCGAAAACACACUUGAAGGCAUAUUGGCUAGCGGCAUGCUGAACGGCCUUGAUCCACAGACUAUAGUCGGCAUCUUUGUCUACGGCCGUUUUAUUCGCGUGCAUCCAGACUCGCGUCUAAUGGCCGCCUUACGCCAGGGUGCUGAGUAUCUGAACAAGUACAUUGAUGCGGGCAAGUUGGAGGAGCUGCGCGACGUGGUGCCGCUAAGCGAACGUGAGCGUUCCCGGUCUGUUUCGCCAACGCUGGAUCCACAAGUGACGCAAGGUCGAGGCGAGGUGUCACCGCCACCCAAAAAAUCUCGCUUUGAGCCGCGCCAGCACAACGCACAGCUGGUGUGUGUGCGUGAGCUGCUACUGCUAAAGAAACCUUUCCUCCCGUCCCUGCUAACAGUUAAGAGCCAGCAGCCCAAAACAGAAUUCAUUGAUGAACCGUCGAACUAUGGCAGCGGCUCGCCCAUGGACCAAUCGCAACGCGAGGACAUGAAUAGGCCCAACCCAUGGGCAAAUAAUGGGCCGUGGACAAACUAUGGCAAUGGAAACGGCAAUAAUUCUGGCGGCUCCAACAUGCAAAAUGGCUAUGGCAACAAUAGUGGCGACAAUUUCAAUGACCGUGAUCGUGAUCAGUUUCAAAAAGGCGGCAACAACAAUCACAGUGGGCAGCAGCGUCGGAGGCGCGGCAAUAAUAACGGCGGUGGUGGAGGAGGAGGCGGUGGUGGUGGCCGCAAUCGUGGCCGCUCUAAUAAUAAUAGACGCUUCUAGUGGUACCCACCACCACCACCAACAACAACAACAACAACAGAAGAAACAGAAACACAUUCUCAAAGUUCGUUUUGUAAACACACAUGCAUACAUACAACAACAAAGAAGAGACAAAUAUCUGCUAGGCAAAGCAAUGUGAACUUUAUUUUAUGCUUAAGAACGAUUUAUAUUAUUACAUGCACGUACAUAUUUUCCAUAUGUUGUAAUAUCCAUAGACAA